UGUAGGAAACAUUAACUGGAAUGAGAAGGCUACCAAAAGAUUGAAAGAACUAAAUCUUCUUCAGUUCUUUACACAAUAAUCCUUUUUGAUCAGUCGUCAAUAAAAAAAGUUCACUAUAAAGGGCCUACAAAAAUUUGCUAUAACAGUUAUUAGGAAUUUUAUUAUUUCACUUAUUUUUACUUCAAUCACGGUCUUUUUUCUUUUAUCUUUUACUUUCUACUUCAUCUAGAUUUAUAAGGAAACCAUUGCAAUCAUUCAAAAGUUAAUGUUAAAUCAUAUUUUGUAUUUCAUUUUUUGUUAUACUCAUAGAAAAUGGCUAGCACCAUUGAAUGGAUGAAUGUAGCUCUAGAGAAAGCCAAGGACGCUUUGAAGGCCGGUGAAGUCCCUGUUGGUUGUCUUUUCAUUUACAAAAACAAAGUUAUUUCCACUGGUCGUAAUACUGUAAACGAGACGAGAAACGCCACUCGCCAUGCCGAAUUAAACUGUAUCGACGAUGUUUUCAGAUUUUGUCAAUUGCGUAAACUGAACUACAUGGAAGUCUUUACAGAUGUUGACGUUAUUGUCACCGUGGAACCUUGUAUAAUGUGCGCGGCAGCACUACAUCAGCUUAAGGUGCGAAGCAUAAUAUAUGGCUGUGCUAAUGAUCGGUUUGGCGGAUGCACAAGUGUCUUUGAGGUACCAAAACUGUAUGAGACUAGAAUCUUUAUUGAGGGUAAUGUCAAAGGUAACGAAGCCAUGCAAUUACUUAAAGAGUUUUACAAAGGUACAAAUCCAAACGCACCAGAAUGCAAGGUUAAGAAGGGACGUAAGAGAAAUGCAACCUAGGAAGAUGAUGAAUAUCGAUUCACUCUUUUUAUUUUAAUCUUAUGUAAUGAUAAAUACGAUAUUAAUUGACAAUGACACUUCAAUUUCAUUAAAGAUUCUUCCUUUUAUCGUGACAUUUGCACUAGAGGUUCAUUACGUCUAUUGUAACUUAAUACGAGUGAUAAAUAAAUACUUUUUGAUUUAUGAAAGA
Molecule: messenger RNA, 1015 nt
Organism: Cephus cinctus (wheat stem sawfly)
Lineage: Eukaryota; Metazoa; Arthropoda; Insecta; Hymenoptera; Cephidae
Product: tRNA-specific adenosine deaminase 2
Exons: 1
Coding region: 313-825 (170 amino acids)
Biological process (GO): tRNA wobble adenosine to inosine editing
Cellular component (GO): nucleus; cytoplasm
Molecular function (GO): tRNA-specific adenosine-34 deaminase activity
Source: RefSeq, a predicted model, not a curated record